AUGUCUGAGCUUUGCGCCACCACUCACCUACCCCGCGAACCACAACCAAACGAACCAGACCCACAAACCCUAACUCUUGAUCCCCUCGCCCACUGGUGCACCAACCACAAUUGCAACCCCUUCGCCGAUCCUGCCGAUUCCCGAAGCUCUGAUUGCGACUGUUUCUCCGAAGCCGCCUCCGAUUCGGACCAUGACGUCAGCUGCUUCGUCACCGAUCUCUUCGACCGCCGCACCUCGGAGCGGCCCAAUAACGACUGCGUUACCGUUCCGGGUUCGGGUUCGGGUUCGGACCCGCUUUCGCUUGAAUCGGAAAUUGGGGGUGUUGAUGGUGGAGAUGAAAUGGGGUCAAAUUUGGGGUUAGGGUUUGGCCUAGAGUCAAAUUCUCAGGGCUCUGUCUCUGAAUUGGGCGAGUUUAAUAUUCCACCAGGGGAUGAUUCGCGCGUAAGUGGCCUUCGGAUUGUUGGGUUGGAAUCGGAAUCUGAUUCGGAUUCCGGUACCAUCGAUGAUAUAGAAAGUAAUCGGAUCACCGAUUCGGGUAUCCAAUCAAUCUGGGACAACCUUUUCUUGGUGGAGCAGAGGAACAUGUUUGAAAAUUCUGAGUCUAAUCGGAUCGAUGGCGGAGUUGAAGAGCUCUCAGUGGCCUCUGGGUUUUCUAGUGAAGAAGAAGAAGAGAUUCCGGAAGGAGCCACACGAAGCCUGGAGUGGGAAAUUCUCUUGACAGUCAACAAUUUCCGGAGGUAUGCCGAUGAUGAUGAUGUUGACUUAGAGACUGCAGAGUACAUCAACACGAUUUUCGGGCAAUUUGUGGAGAAUGCGAAUGCCAUGAAAGGUAGCCCUCCGGCGGCUUCAAGUGUUGUCGAGGAUCUUCCCUUUGUUAAGUUCACAAAGGAGAAGUUGAAGAAUGAAGAAGUGGUCUGUGCUGUUUGUAAAGACAGCAUUGCGUCGGAGGAUAAGGUCAGGAGCUUACCCUGUUGCCAUUACUACCAUCAGGACUGCAUUGUGCCCUGGUUGGGCAUUCGAAAUACAUGCCCGGUUUGCCGGUAUGAGCUGCCCACGGAUGAUCCUGAUUAUGAAAGGAGCAAGUGUGAAAGGGCUACAAGUGGUGAGCCAGGCGAUUCAGAGGUCAGGUUUGAGCAAUUUGUGUGA
Messenger RNA from Prunus armeniaca (apricot), 1146 nucleotides. Lineage: Eukaryota; Viridiplantae; Streptophyta; Magnoliopsida; Rosales; Rosaceae. The record is from the annotation of a GenBank genome assembly.